Messenger RNA from Postia placenta MAD-698-R-SB12, 894 nucleotides. RefSeq lists its product as hypothetical. Bases 1 to 894 code for a protein of 297 amino acids. The transcript has 5 exons. The record is from RefSeq and is a predicted model, not a curated record. NCBI's taxonomy places the organism in Eukaryota, Fungi, Basidiomycota, Agaricomycetes, Polyporales, Adustoporiaceae.
AUGUUCCCCAAGCUGCUCCUCCUCGCCCUCGCCAGUGCGUCAGUUGUCCUCGCUGCUCCUGCACCGCCAACUCCUUCUGACACACAGAUCCUUCAGUACGCGCUGACGCUGGAGUACCUCGAGAACGCCUUCUAUACCGGAGCUCUGGACAAGUACGAUGCCAAAGCAUUCACCGACGCCGGCUUCGCCCCUUGGGUCCGGGCACGCUUCGAGCAAAUCAUGGACCACGAGAAGACCCAUGUCAAGUUCCUCCAGACCGCCCUCGGCUCGGCUGCACCGCAGGCAUGCAACUACACCUUCCCCUACAAUGACCCGGAGUCUUUCGUCCAGCUGGCGAUGGGGAUUGAAGGGGUUGGUGCUGCAGCAUACCUCGGCGCGUCGAAGUACAUCAGCGACAAGGACACUCUCACGGCGGCCGCAUCCAUUCUAGCCGUUGAACAACGUCAAGUGGGGUGGAUGUCCUCGGCUGUGCUCAAGGAGCAGCCUUGGGACGGUCCCUUCGAGACUCCUCUGGGCUUGAGUGCGGUUUACUCGCUGGCUUCGCCGUUCAUCACGUCGUGCCCAUCAUCAAAUCCGGCGCUCCCGGUGAUAACGCUCCCCGCGUUCAAGCUCCCCGCGGCGUCACCAUGGCCGGGCGCGACAAUCUCGCUCACCUUUGACAACCCGAACAACGCAUCGCCUACGUUUGUCGCGUGGUUCAGCGGGCUCGAUGUCGUGUUUACGACCAUUGACGGGAACAAGAACACGGUCGUCCCCACUGGCCUGCAGGGCACGGUGUACGCCGGUGUGGUCUCGAGCGACACGAUGCCUCUGGCGGACAGCGACAUGGUCACGGGGCUGACGAUCGUGCAGUUCCCCUUCGACUCGAUGGCAGCGGAGGUGGACAACGCGUGA